Molecule: messenger RNA, 2836 nt
Organism: Wasmannia auropunctata (little fire ant)
Lineage: Eukaryota; Metazoa; Arthropoda; Insecta; Hymenoptera; Formicidae
Product: zinc finger protein 271-like
Exons: 6
Coding region: 120-2081 (653 amino acids)
Biological process (GO): regulation of transcription by RNA polymerase II
Cellular component (GO): nucleus; chromosome
Molecular function (GO): zinc ion binding; chromatin insulator sequence binding
Source: RefSeq, a predicted model, not a curated record
UUGAGCGACGCAAUAGAAUGAUGCACCCUGAUUGAAUUGUACAAAACUUGUUACUCAGCUAUAUCUUUUUAAUAUAUAUAUAUAGUUUAUGAGCGUUUGUUGAUCUGUUUACAGACACAAUGAAUACAAUAGUAAACGGUUUUGAUAAAAAUACCAACACUCCCCACAAGAAAGUCGAAGUAUGCCGUUUGUGUGGAGAAAAGUCUCUCGACUACAUUUCAAUAUUUCAGGACAAAGAUAACUAUAUUCUCGAAAAAAUGAGUAGGUGCUUGCCGAUCGUUAUUUUUCCAAACGACAAAUUACCCUCCAAUGUAUGUAAACGUUGUCUAAAUUACUUAAAUAUUAGUUGUAAACUGAUUCUCACCGCGGUGGAGGUGGACGAGCGACUGAGGAGGCAAUUAGAUCAGAACGAUGCUUGUACAGAUAAAGAUGUGUCUUGUGAGGCAUCUAAAAUCUCUGAGCCAAAUAUCGCAUCGUCGUUGACGUUAAAGGAACUGAGAAGACAAGCUGUUUGCGGCCCGAUCGAGUGCGAUCUGUGUGACAUGAAUUUUCAAGAUGUAGACACAUUUGAUAAUCAUAUGGAGCAGUUUCAUUUUUUAAAGUGGAGAUGUAGCCUCUGCGACAACAGCUUUUAUGAGUCUACCGAACUGAUAGCACACAAGAUACUGAGGCAUAGCGGUAAUAUUGUAAUAUGCAAUUCCUGUCGAUGCACCAUGAGUCAAAAUAAUAAACAGAAGCUUACCGAUAGGAAUGUUCAGAAUAGUAAGAUUACAAGUAAGAAUAUACCGAACAAUCAAAUACGCAUUAAUAAUACGACUAAUGAACAAUCGAUUGUAAAUAAAAAAACUAUUGACUAUCAGAUCAAACGAGAGAUUACAGAUGCGACAAAUGCCCAGAAUGAUCAAAAUAUUGAACGAGAGAUCACAAACAAGAAAAAUGCUCAAAAUGAAAUUGGUUACAAAAAAGGAGUUACUUCAACGGAAGAAACAGCAGCGUCAAUUAAUUUAACAGUGGAUACCAAAAUUGAUAUCGAUGAAACGAAGUAUAAAGAUCUGUUGCAAGCUUCGAUGAAAGCAACUGAUAACAAUUCUGACUUGGGUGUAAAUAAUGAAACUACAGAGAACCGUCAAAGAUUAUCGGACCUCAAAACGGUCAAGGAAAAGGGAUUGUUUUGCGAGACUUGCAAGUUUCACUUCGAGGAGGAGCGACAUUUUGAAGCCCACAAUAGGAUACACGUCGAAAGAAAUGUGACUUGUACCACGUGCACCGCAAAAUGCUCGUCUACGUACGAUUUAUUUCUUCACAGACGUAAAAAGCAUAAUCUGUUUAAAAAGGAAGAAUUGAAGUACGCGUGCAGGAAGUGUGGGAGAUUCUUUUCGCACAGCUGGUCCUGGGAGAAUCACGACGAGGAUGAGUGCUUCAAAACGGCCGACAAGUGUUGCAAAUAUUGCAACGCAUUGUUCACGACAGAUAUCAAUCUGAUAAAUCACUUGAAGAGGAAACAUAACAGAGCUCACUUCGGGCACGAGUGCAGUCGCUGCAAUGCGGUAUUUAAGAAAAAGUGGGACCUAAACAAACACGUACAAGAGGUCCACGAUUUACGGCCGGCCAAAAGACUCACGAAAAAAAGCACAAUUUACAUCUGCAAAUUUUGCGGCAAGAAGCUCAAUACAAGUCAAUCGUUGGGAAAUCACGAGAGAAUACACACUGGAGAAAUGCCGUACAGUUGUCCGAUAUGUCACCAGUCCUUCCGGACUUACGUCACGAAAUGGACUCAUGUACAACGCCAUCAGAAAGGAACUUUCGUGUGUGAUCGUUGUGGAAAGUGCUUCAGUUACAAACGCAAUUUGCGUGUGCAUAUUAUGACGCAUCUGCCGGUGGAGGCUCGCAAGUAUCAGUGCAACAUAUGCGGGAAGAAGUUUGUAAGGAACUCUACGCUCACCAUUCACAAACGCAUUCACAGUGGAGUACGGCCUUACGAAUGCGACGUGUGCUCGUUCAGCUUCAAGCAAAAAGGCGACAUGAAACGGCACCGAAUGCGGCACUUUAAGAAUGAAGACGAGCAUGCAAAAAAUACAUGAUCUAAGGAGCAGAUUUGAAAAACUAAUUGACUACGGUCUUCUGCUCACAAUUAAAUAAUAAGUAAUGGAUUAGCGCAUGUGAAAAGAGCAGAAGACCGAUUAUGUUUGACGGUGUAAUUCCUUUUAAAUUCAGUUGAAUACGUACUUUACAAGGAUUGACGAAGAUUAAUUAUUUGAGAACAAACCAAUUUUGUUUUAACUAAAAAAUUCAUUUUUUAUAAUAUAAAUACGUAAAUAUAUAUAAUAAGUUCUAUAAUUAUUUUAUAAAUAAUUGCAUUCUGAAUUCUGAUCAUUCUCAAACUUCUGUUAAUUUCAAUAAUAAGUAAAUGAAUGGCACGUAUGAAAAGGGUAGACGGUCGUGUGGUUGUGUGAGACAGUGCCAUUCCAAUUUAAUUCAAUAUAUAUAAGUAUGUAAUUUUCUCAAAGAUUGACACGAUAUUUCAAAAGUAGCAAAUUUUAUAACAAUGAAAUAUAAUAAGUUCUAUAAUUAUUUUAUGAAUAAUUGCAUUCUGAAUUCUGAUCAUUCUCAAACUUCUGUUAAUUUCAAUAAUAAGUAAAUGAAUGGCACGUAUGAAAAGGGUAGACGGUCAUGUGGUUGUAUGAGACAGUGCCAUUCCAAUUUAAUUCAGUAUAUACAAGUAUGUAAUUUUCUCGAAGAUUGACACGAUAUUUCAAAAGUAGCAAAUUUUAUUUUCGGUAAAAAAUCCAUUUCUUAUAAAUAUAUAUAAGAAGUUCCAUAAUUAUUUUAUAUAAAU